Linum tenue is the source of this 1461-nucleotide messenger RNA. Lineage: Eukaryota; Viridiplantae; Streptophyta; Magnoliopsida; Malpighiales; Linaceae. The record is from the annotation of a GenBank genome assembly.
AUGGGUACGGAGGUAGUUGCAGCGCCAGCCGCCGCCGCCGAAGUCAUUCCUGCCGGCGGCACCGUUUGUCACGCCGUGCUUUUCCCCUUCAUGUCAAAAGGACACACAAUCCCCAUCCUCCACCUCGCCCGCCUCCUUCUCCGCCGCCAAAUCACACUCACCAUCUUCACCACCCCCGCCAACCGCCCCUUCAUCGCCGCUUCACUCCCCGCCGGCGCCGCCGCUUCCAUCGUGGAGCUCCCCUUCCCACAAGACAUCCCGGAAAUCCCCGCCGGCGUCGAGAGCACCGACAAGCUCCCUUCCGUCGACUCCCACUUCCCCAACUUCGCCCUCGCCACGGAGCGCAUCCGUCCCGACUUCGAAUCGGCGCUCGAAAAUCUCCGACCGCGGCCGAGCUUCAUGGUCUCCGACGGCUUCCUCUGGUGGACCCAGGACUCCGCCGAGAAGUUCGGGAUCCCGCGGCUGGUCUUCUACGGGAUGUCGAAUCACUCCGGCAGCGUGUCUAGAGCCGUGGCCGUCGACCGGCUCCUGUUCGGCCCCGAGUCGGCAGACGAGAUGAUCUCAGUGACUCAGUUCCCGGGGGUCAGAGUUUGCAAGAGCGACUUCGACGACUGGGCCCGAUCGCCCGACCCGAAAGGCCCCCACUUCGAUUUCGUUAUGAAAUCGGUUGUCGCUUCCUCGCGAAGCUACGGUUCCGUGAUGAAUAGCUUCUACGAGUUCGAACCGGUUUUCGUGGAUCAUCUGAACGGUCUCGGGACACAGAAGUACUACUCCGUGGGCCCUCUUUGCCUGGCUGACGUGGAUGACGACAACUGCGGGAAAGAAGCGGUAUUAGCCGCUGAGUCGAAGCCGGCUUGGAUUCAGUGGCUGGACGAGAAGCUGGCUGAGGGGAAGUCGGUAUUGUACGUAGCGUUUGGGUCCCAAGCGGAGAUAUCGGAGGAACAAUUGGAGGAGAUAGCGUGUGGGUUGGAAGAGUCAGAAGUGGAUUUCUUGUGGGUGAUAAGAAAGGGAGGCGGUGGGUUGGAGGAGCGAGUGAAGGGGAGAGGGAUGGUAGUGGGAGAAUGGGUGGACCAGAGGGGGAUACUGGGCCACGCCUGCGUGCAAGGGUUUUUGAGUCAUUGUGGUUGGAAUUCGGUGAUGGAGAGUGUCUGCGCUGGAGUGCCGAUGUUGGCGUGGCCGAUGAUGGCGGAGCAGCCGUUGAAUGCGAGGAUGGUGGCGGAGAAGGUGAAGAUGGGGAUCAGAGUGGAAGGUUCGGGGAGAACGGGGUUUGUCCAGCGCGGAGCUUUGGAGAAGGCGGUGAGGAAGUUGAUGAACGGUGUGGAGGGGAUGGAAGUGAGAAGGAACGCGAAGGAGUACGCAGAGAAGGCUAGGAAAGCUAUGGAGGAAGGCAGCGGCUCGUCGUGGAAAAGAUUGAACUUGUUAAUUCACGACUUGUGCAGCAAGGCAAAAAUUGAAUACUAG